Molecule: messenger RNA, 762 nt
Organism: Suillus discolor
Lineage: Eukaryota; Fungi; Basidiomycota; Agaricomycetes; Boletales; Suillaceae
Exons: 4
Coding region: 1-762 (253 amino acids)
Source: RefSeq, a predicted model, not a curated record
AUGCACACCGUCGAAGUGCCCAAGGAUUGGGCAUUGCAAAAGGUCCAUUUAGCCAGCCAAUACGUCGAGGAUCAAUUUUGGGCCCAUGUUUCUCGAUCUGAAUGCAUUAUUCCACCCAUGGAGCUUGAUGUUCAAAUCACGUUGAGUUGUGCACAAUUAGCAUCAACUCUGGCCGAUGCAUAUACCAAUCCUAUUAAGCUGAACGUCAACAUGAAACGAUACAACAAUGCUUGUGGACAAUGGCCGACAGGCCGAAGUGACACACAGGAAGCACGGCUGCUGCAGAAAUUCCCGCCCAGUCGUGAAAUGGUUCUUGAAAAGCCUUGUGUUCUGUUGGAUGCAGGUCAUCACAUCAUCUUGUGGUAUGUGCCUGGGGCACUGUCGGACUGGGUGAAGGAGGAUAUCAGUGCAGCGAUGCAUUGUGCCAAUGAUCUCCUCAAGAAAAGUCUGUCCCCAGCGAAUGCCAAUUGCAUUUGGAGAACAGACAGGUCCUAUUUCUAUCCGACCGAAACACCUGGUGUCUCCCCAGGCUGCAUCAAUGUAUCUCCAUGCUGGUUUCAACAAGGUCACGAGCCUCAUGGUCAUGCUCAAGAAAAUGCUGAUGUGAGCUUUUGUCCAGAGAUAUCAGCUAGUCUCAAAGGCCCUCAAGGUAUAUCCAUUAUCAAAUCUAUGCGACGACCAUCUCUCCUCGCCUCGGCUGCAUUAAGGGUCAUGCACCCCAGCCUGUAUUGGGCCUCAUUGCGCACCACCCUUGAGAUUUGA